AUGCCUGGCGCACACUCCACAUAUUACGACCGUCGUCUGCGGCAAGGCCAGGCUCUCAUCCGGGCCAGACGACCAUAUCUGUUCCGAAACACCGUCACCGGCCUCGGUUUGAUGGCCGUUGUCGGAGGUAUCUACUAUUAUACCCUCAACGCCGUCGGCCAGGACAACUUUGAUGAUGUCCGGGUGCCGGAUGCGCCGCGGCAACCGGCAAAUGCCAAAUGA
This is a messenger RNA of Drechmeria coniospora, 222 nucleotides long. RefSeq lists its product as uncharacterized. The transcript has 3 exons. Lineage: Eukaryota; Fungi; Ascomycota; Sordariomycetes; Hypocreales; Ophiocordycipitaceae. Gene Ontology annotation, biological process: mitochondrial respiratory chain complex IV assembly. The coding region runs from base 1 to 222 and encodes 73 amino acids. The record is from RefSeq and is a predicted model, not a curated record. Gene Ontology annotation, cellular component: mitochondrial inner membrane.